Molecule: messenger RNA, 2330 nt
Organism: Blepharisma stoltei
Lineage: Eukaryota; Ciliophora; Heterotrichea; Heterotrichida; Blepharismidae
Source: the annotation of a GenBank genome assembly
AUGAAUAAGAAGAGAAUAAUUUUGGUAGGCAUAUAUUUGGCAUCCUUAGCCAAUGCAAUUGUAUUUACUGUCAUCAUCCCAUUCGCUAGCAAGAUGGUCAUAUCAUUUGGUAUGACUAAUAGCCGCUCAACAACAGGUACCUGAGUAGGAAUUAUCACAUUUUCUCUUAUGAUAGGUAGAACAAUAACCUCACCUUUUUGAGGCUGAAUAUGUGAUAAAUGAGGCCGAAGACCAGUUAUCCUUAUUGGAAUUGCAUCUAUCACUGUAUUUUCAUUGCUUUUUGGAUUUUCUCGAAAUAUUUAUUGGGCUAUGAUGUGCAGGUUCUUAUUAGGAGUCUUUACACCACUUGCAAUUGUAAUUAUCCUUAAAUAAAUAAUAAAGAUAAUUAAUCUCUAUAAAUUCCUGUCAAUUUUAAUGCAAAACUGAACAGAUAAUUUUAAUUUUUAUAUAUUUUUUUUACUAAAAUACAUAAAACUCUAUUGUCUGAAAUUUGUCCAGGUGAUGAGCAGCCGAAUGCGAUGGCUUGGCAAACACUUUUAUGGCAAAUUGGAAUGGUGUCAGGAAAUGUCAUUGGAGGUCUAUUAGAAGACCCUAAAUCGUCUGGACUUAUAGACUCAGGAAUUUUCGUAGACUACCCAUUCUUGCUUCCGAAUUUUGUGGCUGCUUUAAUGGGUUUAUGCGCUUUCUUAAUGGUUUAUCCAUUUCUCGAAGAAACUUUGGACAAAUCUGAUAUGAAAGAUUCGCUGAUUGGCCAAGAAGGAAGGAGUUUUAUGCAGAUUGCUGCUGAUCCUUUGGUAAGUAAAGUAUUAGGAGUAUAUACAAUUUUAUCUAAUAACUCAACGGCUAUGCAUGAGCUUGUUUCAUUAUAUUUAUAUGCGGACAUUGUAAAUGGAGGUUACAUGUCAAAUGACUGUGCUUUACAAUGCGACAUUUCUGAGGGGAAAAUUUGUCCGAAGCAUUUUUGAUAGCGAGACUUUUGACCCAAAAAAUCGUUAAUUAUCAGCCAAGUAUAUGCUAUUUAAAAAUUUUCAGCCAAGUUUUAUAUUCGAUAAAUUGCCAACUAUUAAAACGUACACAAUCGUUGGACUUGCGCCUGUAAAUGGAGGAUUCUCAAUGGAUCCUGAUGAGAUUGGGCUUCUGCUGGCAGCAAGUGCAAUUUCAUUAGUCUUUUUCCAGAAACUCAUAUUUUCUUCUUUUAUUAUACUUUAUAUAGCUAAAUUCUACUAUAAAUAUAUUUUUCAGAAUUAAAAAAACCCAAUUAUUUCAUUCUAAUAUUUUACCUUUAUGAGGCAUAGUCGGUAUGGACUGGUCAAGACCUCUAAUAUGACAACAUUUUUGGCAUAAUUAAAUAUGGCGUCUCAAACUUGGGUCUGGCCUUUCGGCCAGACAGUUUCGAGCCUAUUUAAUUAUAUCCGGCAAGGUUUUGCCUAGCUAGAGAUGGACAGCAACAUCAGGUAAGCAAUUCUGGCAGUGUACAGAGCCUGAUCCCAGUCCGUUCUCGGGUUAGGAUUUUACCUCGAGGGAAAAGGAGGCUUGGAGUUGGAAAGGGGAAGCCCAGCAAUGCCUACAGGUAAUUACUAGGCUGUUCGGGCAAGUCUCUAGUGAGAAACCGGGAGUUUCGCCCCGGGCUGCAAGUUUUCCUUUUUUGCCGAAAGUCGGCCAGAAAUUCCAUUAUUUUUGGAAUUUCUCAGCAGGCAACCUUCGUUACAGAGAAAGUAGCUCAUUCAUGAGCCGUCGAAGCCGGAACAUCGCGCAGGAGGCGCACGUUGGAGAUCAAAGCUAGCUGUCCCAGCAACUAGUGGGCCCCGAGCGACGAGAGCGUGGUGGUAGUCCUGGAAGAGCAACCCCGUAGGAGACGUUAAAUGUGAUGGUUAAUAAGUUAAGUUAAAACAACAUUUUUGGCUGUCCCAAUUCUUCUAAUCAUACCAAUCUCAAGCUGAUUUAGAAACACAACAUUACUCAAAUGAUUUAUUUUGGCGUUAUUUAAUAUCAUUUGAAUUACCGUGAAUUUUAUAUCAUUUACAUCAGUAAGUUGCAUGUCAAAUAAUUCAGUAGUAAACAAAGAGAGAGGAAGAAUGAAUGGACUUUUUAUGACUGUAGGCUCUUUAGCUAGGUCUAUCGCUCCUUUGCUAUUUGGGUGAACUUUUGCAACGACAGUCGAAAGUGGUUGAAUUUUCCCUUUUAAUUAUGCCUUUUCGUUUUACCUUUUAGCUGCGGGAUCUGUAGCUAUGUGGAUAAUAUGCAAAAUGAUACCAGAGUCAUUAAAUGGACCAAAAGUAGAAGAAUCAAUAGCCCAUUAUACACAAAUGAGUAUUAUUAAUAAAGCAUAA